This is a messenger RNA of Bactrocera oleae (olive fruit fly), 1652 nucleotides long. RefSeq lists its product as uncharacterized. The record is from RefSeq and is a predicted model, not a curated record. Lineage: Eukaryota; Metazoa; Arthropoda; Insecta; Diptera; Tephritidae.
UAUCCACGAAAGCGUGGGACGUUAUUCUAAAGCCGACCCCUUAUUUAAACCAAAUAUUAAAAUUAUGAAUACAAAAUAAAUAUUUAGAAACAUUGUAGUGAAGUGUAAGUGUAUAAUAAGUGCAUAAUAUAAAAGAAACAUCUUCUAUCUGGAGAAUCUCAUCUCUUCAACCAUACCCCUUUUAACCCUUAAAUAUUGGGAUGGUGUACUGAAGUUUCAACGAAUUACGUCACAAGAUGGCGGUUGGCGUAAUCUUGUGUUCUAUAAUUCUUGGUCUAUGGGAAAGUUGUCAUCGAAAAUUGACAAAGAAUUUCAACUUACAUUUUCCGUGUUAACACUGUGUUAGUAAUAAUCGGAAAAAACGUUCAAAAAUUUUGUCCAAUGUCAUACUUAUUAACUGAAAUAGCUCUUGAAAUGCUUGGAUAUAAGUUUUAUGAUAUCGAUGGUAAUUUCGGUCCUACUAAUUUUCAACAAAUUACUGCUGGACAACAGUGUCAGACGGAAGAAAUAUACGCUGAAUCAUUGCAAGCUGUUAUGGUGCUAGAUACGGAAAAUGAAAAUAAUACUAAUACCCCUAAUGACGCGAAGUAUGAUGAAUAUACAAAAACGGAUAAUUUCUCCGAGAUAGUAGAAAAAAAUUGUGAACAAGUACGGACGUUCUCAGCAGGCUUGAAGAAGCUUUUGAAUCUUGAAUAUGACCGACUUCGAAGUCAGGUUAAACAGACAAUGAAACAUGAAGUUGUUCAUAUUGUUGAUGCAAACGGGGAUAGGUUACAAGAAGAAAAUAGUUCUGAGGAUGGGUUGAAAAUAUUUAUACGCAAAGAGAAAGAGACAUUAAAAUCCGAAGCUCGUACUCUUAAAUCUUUUCGUAAUUUGGUGGAAAAAAGCACAGUGAAAAUGAAUCCGGAUGUUUUCAGGCAAUAUGAUAGAGUAUUUAUUGGUAGUAAUAAAUAAGUCGAGUAGUUUUUCAGUGGUUUUAGUCAAUUUAAUAUGAGUUUUAUUUAUUAUAUUGUUUCGAGAAUUCAUGUCCUAACCCAUAUAUUUACAAUAAUGCGUACAUCCAUGUCUACGUAUAGAUACGCUUUUGAAAAGCUUAAUCGGACAGCUCUAAAAGAAUAUACUGUGGGUGUAUACUUGUUGAAUACUUAUUCGCACUAAAUAUAAUUGUAGAAAAUAGUAUUAAAUUAAAUAAAUCAUUUAUUCCCAUUGCUUUUAAUUUCAAAGUAUACAUUAAGGGUUUUUUUUUGGAAAUACAGUAAAUACUGGAUACCAUUGUAUAAAUCAUAAGAUUUUCACUAGUUCACACGCAAAAACGUUGGUACGGGUUGCCACAAAUCUAUUACUAAAUCACUCUUGUAACGGGUUGCCUACUAAUAUUCAACUACUUAAACGUCCAAAUGUCUCAAAUCUGAUACGAUAUGUUACCGUGUUGUCUUUUAAAAAUUUAUAACUUUAACACUAAAACUACGAAGAUUUACCAUAUACCUAUUUCAAAUAAGUCUCUCUCUCUCGGAAAAUUAAUAAAAAUCAUGACAUUAAUGUCAAAUAUUAAAUAGGAAUGAAGAUAAAUAGAUAUAUAAGAUAGAGUAUAAAUAAAUCAUGCAACCUGUUAUUUUGACCAGUUCGUGGUUCUAGUGUAUAGUAUUACUGUU